AACUCUGGCUGGACAACUGUGGAGCUGCGACGCAACCACGCGCAACUCCAAAUGCGACACAACUCGCACUCGGAGGCUGUGGUCUGACUGGGACUGACUGCUGACCAGCUGCGGAGAAACUUUUUGGAUAUUUCUUUGAGAUUUAGAGAUCAAUAAAAGUGGGAUCCGCCAAAUAAAUGGGACAACAAAAAUCGCGAGAACUUGAAUCGCUCCAGUUGCGCGCACGGUUCAGUGUUUAGCCAACUUUGCGCGGCAGCCCAUCCGAUCUGCCUCAGUCCGUGCGGGCGCAGCAGCAGCAGAGGAGGAGGCUGGAUGUGGCAGGAGACGGGUCACUGAGCUGCAGCGAGCCGGGUGCGAGUUUCCCCAGUCCCCAACUCUCCAAUGUCACCGGACAGGAUGCUGAUCAUUGGACUUCUGCUCAAUGUCUUCUCUCAUGGUAGUGUGCCAGUAUCUGCAUCCUUAGACUGUCUGGUGGCGGAGCAGGGCUGCAUCCAAGAGCAGUCCUGCAUGGUGCUCUAUCGACUGCUGGAGUACUGCGCGGCUGAGGAGGCCGUGUCGCCCCUUGGCUCAGAUGCCCGCUUGGAGUGCCUGGAGGCGCAGAAUUCUUUGCAACAUUACCACCCCCUUCAAGUUUGCAAGUGUCAGCGUGGCUCUCGCAGAGAGGAGCACUGCCUCAGGGUCUACUGGACUGUGAGAUUUGCUGCAUAUGAUGAGUAUGAAGUGUCUCCGUAUGAAGAGCUGGAGUUGAAUCUGGUGAGAAACAUUGAGAUGUCACGUAUGGCCUCCAUCAUGUCAGCGUCCUCUCUUUCUAUGGACGGCCAAAACCAGUGUCUGAAGGCAGCACAGGACUGUGGCCUGUAUGAGAAAUGUGGCUCCCUGAGGUCAGAAUAUGUUGUAGCCUGCACCAAGCGAGCAACAGUCUCUGACAACAGCUGUAACCGCCAGAAAUGCCACAAAGCCCUGCGGCGCUUCCUGGAGCGCGUGCCAGAGGAGUACAGCUUCGCUCUGCUCUUCUGUCCCUGCUCUGACACUCUGUGUGGGGAGCGCCGGAGGAAAACCAUCGUCCCGUCGUGUUCCUAUGAGGAGAAUGGGAGAGGGGAGGAAAGAGUGGGCAAACCCAACUGCCUCAGCCUGCAGAACUACUGCUCCAGAGACGAGCUGUGUAGAUCCCGGUUCGCUGAUUUCCAACACAACUGCCAGCCCUCCCCACAGUCUGCCUCUGGCUGUAUGCGAGACAGCAGAGCCAUGUGCCUGAAGGCCUACGCUGGACUCAUAGGCACCAUCAUGACUCCCAACUAUGUGAGCAACAGCAGCACAGAAGUGUCCCAGUGGUGCACAUGUGACGGCAGCGGGAACGAAUGGCAGGGCUGUCAGCGCAUCCUGCACUUGUUCAGCAACAAUAUAUGUCUGCGCAAUGCCAUCAGCUCCAUGGGAAUCUCCGCACCUCCUCCUGUGGAAAACACUCCCGUGCCAGCUUCUCAGCCCUCCCCGCGUGUCUACCAGGAGAGGGUCCACGUCAGUGUUAACACUCUCCCUGAAUUCAACAGUAUGGAGGGCAGCGAGGAAGAGGAGCAGGAGGCGGACAAAAGCGAGGAAUUUAACGUCAUCCCAUCGUUUUCUGAAAAGGACCCUAACACUGAAUCGGGGGCCAGAGAGAGUAAACGGGGAGCAGCUAGCCGAGCGGUACCCGUGUUCACAUUACUGCUGCUGCCUACACUCAUCCUGGACUGGGAGUGCUGGAGCUACUGAAGCCCCCAUCUCAUUCUCCGCUCAUAUUUUACACUCCCUACCACUUUCAAAUCCAUCACAGCACUCAGAAUGAGCCGCGGAGGACAUUUGCGAGGAAGAAAUGCUCCAUUUCUUUUUCUUUUUUUUGGUUCAUUUUUUAAAGUACCCUGACUUUAUUUAAUGUUUUCUGUUUCUCCUAUCACUGCCUCCUCAAGAGUUAAAAGAUAUCAGUAGUCCUGCAGUAUCAGCCACGAGUCCUCUCCUAUGAAACGCAGGGAACAACGUGAGCAGAUAUAUGAGUGCACGGGUGAAUUUAGAAAUGCUGUCUGGGCAAAUACUCUAUCUAGAGCCUGCUUCACACUCAAAGUACAUCCCCUCUUUUAACAAGAAGCACAUCGCCCAAGGCCACAUCCACUGUACACACUCAAAAACCAUACCCAGUCUACUCCACUGCAACCAGGCCGGAGCACAGCUUUUGAUAUCUAUUUCAUGACUCAUGUCACAUCCGUUUCUCCCCUUUGGCUCUUCCUCUCCCUGCCUCACACUAUGGUUGAGUAAGAUAAUCCACUUUACAACAAGCUAAUAAGAAACUGCACCAUACUUAAACUGCUUUGUACCAUUGAAGAAGAAAAACUUUUUUUUAAAGAACUGCUGCAUUUAAAAAGAGAUAAGACACGAUCCAAUGUGCUGUCACAUUAUGUAUGAGACAUCUUAUGCCUUCUUCUCUCUUUGUGCACCAUAAAAGCAGAGUGCAACAGUCGCUCUGCUCUGCUUCUUUUGUUAACAUGCCACUUAGUAUUAUUCCUACCAGGGUGAGUGACUGAGAAUUCAACCAUGGGCAAAAGUAAUGAGAUCAAAUUCUAUUGUAGAAAUGGCGAGCAUGAGAAAAGCAACAUGAGCAAUUACAGCACAAUUCAAAUUGCUCAGCAUGCAGGGGAAGUCUGGAGUAAGGCUCAGGGGAGGAAAUAGCCAAUUUACUGCUGUCAUACCCUCUCACUUUUUCCUCAUCCUUAGGAGGUUCGUUUUUAGUGCUCCUUGCCCAUCAUGUGCUUUAGAUGUUGUGAGAGCGGGAUGCGGAGAAAGAGGAUGGACACACAGGAGGCUGUAAAGCCUGCUGGCUGCUCCGAUCAUUGAGCAGCACAUUGAGCCAUUCUCUCUGCCUGAAAUAGCUUUUGCUGAUCUUAAUGAUUUUUUUUUUUUUUUCCUCUUAUGGCUCAUUUUCUUGUGAAAAUUACGCAGCUGCGGGGAUGUAGGUAAAGAGAAGUAUAUUGAAGUUUUUUGGAGAGGGAUAAACUCAUUUGAGGAUGAGUUUCCGAGAAAUAACCUGUCUGAGCUGUGCGAGGAAAUGUCCUCUAUUGCCUCAUGUUUUCUGUAUACCAUCAAAUCAUUGUGGUUGUAGAUUCAUUUUAAUGUAUGCAACAGACCAUAAUGGAAAAUCUCCAAAGACACAGCAUAAAAAAAUCAUCCUUAUAUUUGAGUAUCACUUGAGGAGGCAGUAUGGCCCUAUUACUUUUUGCCCCCCACUGCUUGACUUGUUUACAUGAUGGUUUACUGACAUGAUUGAACUCUUAAUACGAAUAGACAGUACAAAGGCAGAAACGCACUGGAAGCGUAUGAGCUACGCUUUUGCGAAUGCGGGUCCAUGACUACUUCAAACUCGGGUUUGAUUUGUAGGAGUCAAAGUAGGACUCAGAAUGGGUGUUGUAAGGUUAGUAGACCUGUAGUGAUUGUUACACACCUCUGGCAAAAAUGACAUCAUGCAGGUUUUGUUGAGUUUAGCUACAGGAAGCUAAGAAGUGGAAGAGGAAAAGGCCAGUUAACAAAGCUCUGAAGUGUGACUGUAAGUUUAGUGGGCUCAAGAAAAAUAACAUAUUGGGAGAGAAUAUUUGAAAUAGAAAUAGAAAGUCUGAAAGUAUCCACAUACAUGAACUAGCUGUGUUGAUAAAUAAACUAAAGAAACGUCGCCCAUCACAGUGUCACAGUGCAGUGUCAGUGAUGCUGCUUAUUCAUAAUGCAUCCAGCGACAAGUGUCAAUAAUUGCAUCCAGUGCGCUCUGGCCUUAAUGACUGAAUGUGAGUUUACAUGUAUUUUCACAUUUCAAUAGGUUUGUUUAUAUUUGUAAACUAUGUAAAGUAAACAUUUGCAUUAAACAUGGCUUGUAUUUGUAUUAUAUUUUGAUGAGUUAAGGAGUUUCAGUGAUAAAAAGCUUAUUCUCCAUCCAUUUAUCAGAAUUCUUUAAAGGUCCAGUGUGUAGGAUUUAGAGGCAUCUAUUGGCAGAAAUUGAAUACUUAUAACUUUGUAUUCAUUAGUUUGUAAUCACCUGAAAAUAAGAAUCAUAGUGUUUUUGCUACCUUAGAAUGAGCCCUUUAUAUCUACAUACGGAGUGGGUCAUCCAUGUUGUUUCUACAGAAGCCCAGAACAGACAAAAUAAAAACACUAGCACACGACAGGGCCAUUCACAUCUUUGCAUUUCUGUGUCAGCCACCAUAGAUCUCGCUUGGCUCAUGGAAGAAGUUCCCCUGUGCAACCUCCCCACUUGAUACCACUAAAUCCUACACGCUGGACCUUUAAGAAAAUAUGUCAUUAUUCCCAAAAUUAGACUGUUUUGAGAUUGUAUCUUGAAAACCCAGCUGAGAGACCAUGUACAGUACUAUGUUUCACAUUCUAACUUUCUUUAAAGGACAUAGCAAACAUGCCAAAUUAUUCUGACUGUCAUGUGUAAUAACUGUGUAAUUUUGUGACAUAGCAGAACAGUGUGCUGAUUUGGUAAAAGAAGAAUAAAAAUCA
Epinephelus moara (kelp grouper) is the source of this 4515-nucleotide messenger RNA. Its product is annotated as GDNF family receptor alpha-4-like. Gene Ontology annotation, molecular function: signaling receptor activity. The transcript has 8 exons. Gene Ontology annotation, biological process: nervous system development. NCBI's taxonomy places the organism in Eukaryota, Metazoa, Chordata, Actinopteri, Perciformes, Serranidae. Bases 382 to 1749 code for a protein of 455 amino acids. Gene Ontology annotation, cellular component: external side of plasma membrane; signaling receptor complex. The record is from RefSeq and is a predicted model, not a curated record.